GACAUGUGGCCUCUAACCUUUCAGCACUGUCAACAUCUCCCUACCGCGCAUGCGCAGAUGUAGCAGCACAGAAACAUGAUUGUCAGUCUGUUGUAUUAUGCUCUCUACCCGCUGUCACGCUACCUGACAGGGCGACACUCAGAGGCCUCAAAGAAGGGUCUCCCUCCUGCUGUGGCUAAUGGCAGUGCAGCGCGGGAUGGUGGUGCUGUCACAACCAGAAGCUUCACCCAGUCUCAGAAACCCCGGCUGGACCAGUGGGUCAGCCCAAGCAGUGGGACGAAGGGCGAGACGAAAGAAAGGAUGAAAGAGCCAAGCCCGGAAAAGGAAGACGAUACGAGGCCCGACACAGACAAAGAACAGCUGACGGCUGUCCUGCAUGAAGAAACACAGAAUGAGGAUGCUUCAAAGAUGAGCGAGGUGAAAUCUACAGAGACGAGAAAUGGACAGCAGCAAGAGAAAGUGGAAGCUCCCAGGGAAGAGGUCGGGGACAUGACUAUUCACCAUGAGGUGUUUCAUAUGAAGCCGAACAUAGAGGAUGGAAGUAUUUUUCCAACUGAGGAGGACAUAAAUCUAGUGCAAGCUCUUGGGGCACAAUUAGAGUGCCUGCAAACAGAGGAGAGCACUCAAGAAACUACCAGUCCAGCACAGGAAAAAAUAAAGAUACCUAGUGUCGAAGAAUCAAUGACACCAGCUGAGUCAAGCACACAAGAAACUAUCCGCCCAGUACAGGAACAAAUAAAGAUGCCAAGCGUUGAAGAGACUCCAGCUAAAACUCCAGCUGUAGUAACUGAGUGCUGGGAUGAAUACGACGUGGCUCUGACUGCUGAUGAAAUGCAUGGUGGGGAAAGCAGUUCUAAGCUGGUAUUUUCCUGCCUUCUCCCCAACACUCAAACCCACCUUAACCUCGGCGGGCAGCAUGAUACACAAACUGGCUGGCACUUUCCUGCAGGACCUGGCCUGGCAGAAGAAGUGCAGUGCCCUCUGUGGCAAUUUCCUGCCCAGAGCUAUUACCCUCCGGUAGAGCCCACAGUGCCAUUUGAAGUAAUGUGGAGAGUGUGGGAGGAGAUAGAUGAGAGUGCAGCAGAGCCCGUCCCGUUCACUAAGGCCUCGAUGGACUUCACCGUGAUGUCCUACAACAUCCUUGCCGAGGACCUACUGGAGGCCAACGAGCAGCUGUACACACACUGCCCCCUGGAGGUGCUUGACUGGAGCUACCGCUGCAGCCUCCUCCUAGAGGAAAUACACAAAUGGAAACCAGAUAUUCUGUGUCUCCAAGAAGUCCAGGAGAACCACUACCAUGAACAACUGUAUCCGGUCCUGUCUCAGAUGGGCUACACCUGUGUGUACAAGCGGUGUACAGGCACCAAGACAGACGGCUGUGCUACGUGCUAUCGCAGCAGCUGCUUCUCUGAGGUGUCCGUCACCACGCUGGAGUUCUUCAGGCCUGAGAUGGAGCUGCUGGACCGCCACAAUGUGGGCAUCGUUUUGUUGCUUCGGCCAGUGGUCACCCAGGGGUCAGAGGUCAAGGCGAAGGGCCUACCCCUCUGUGUGGCCAACACCCACCUGCUCUUCAACCCAAAGAGGGGCGACGUGAAGCUGGCUCAGCUGGCCAUCAUGCUGGCAGAAAUCGACAGUGUGGUCAAGUCCUGCAAGGCCAAAGGCGAACCCUGUAACCUUUUAUUGUGCGGGGACUUUAACUCUGUCCCCAACAUGCCUCUGUACCAGCUGAUCACCACCGGCGAGCUCUACUUCAAGGGUCUACCAACAUGGAUGAUAUCAGGUCAAGAGGACCUGUCACACAAGAGCUAUUGUCACAGACUGUUUGCCCCCCUGUGGCCCAGCUCCCUGGGGAUCACUGACAGAUGCCAGUACACUAUUGUCGAGGAGAUACCGAGGAGCCAGACUCAGAAAUCAGGAAACUGUCAGUACAGCCAUGACUUCAUGCGGCAGCUGCGCUUCUGUCCAGCCGCAUGUAUCCGUCCUCUGGACUUGGAGACGAUCCCAGGCGUGACUGAUAACACACCAAACGUUUCAAGGGGAUAUCCGCCUUCUGAUAGAAGGACAAGAGACACUAUCAGUCAUCAGUUAGACCUGGAGUCGGUCUACAAACACGUUCUUCAAGGCUUUGGCAAUCCAGAAGUCACGACCCUGCACGCUGAAGGGGGAGCGACUGUCGACUACAUUUUCUACACCCCGAGACGCAUCUUAACCCAGGAUCAAGACGCCGGUGACUUUUUGAAUGCGGGUCUGAAGCUGAUUGGUUCUCUCUCCCUCCUAUCAGAGGAUGUCUUAUGGUCAAUGAGGGGACUUCCCAAUGACGUAUUCCCCUCCGACCAUCUCAGUCUUCUGGCCAAAUUCCAGCUGGACCUGAACGCUGCAUGAUGGGAAAGACUGGGUGAACUCAAAGUGAUGUCAGAGGGUUCAGGUGAUGUUCUGUACACAUUUUUUGUUUUGUCAGUAUUAAUAUUACUUUUGGUUCACUUCUGGCAUCAAAGAAUUAUAGUUUUCUAACUGAAUAGAAGUUCAUAUUUUUUCAAAAGAGAUAACAAUGGAUGGCAACAUUCAAUCUUGUUCGAUAUGGUUUCAUUAGAUAAAUGAUGCAGAAUGAGAUAUGACAAAUGUUAUUAGUGAUGCUGUAAUAGUUCAUUUAAAAAAAAAAAUGCAGGCAGUGAUUGCUUUAAUUUUGGUGUGAUAAUACACUGACCUGUUCAGCUGCUCUGUCACUUUUUAAUUUAUUUUAAAGCUAAUUUUCAAAAAGAGAUUUCUCUGAUUAUGAGUCAGUUUUAUUUUUGUCAGAUGGUUAAAAUAUUGAAUAAAUAUUUUCCAUUAA
Messenger RNA from Sebastes umbrosus (honeycomb rockfish), 2830 nucleotides. RefSeq names its product angel homolog 1 (Drosophila) (gene angel1). The coding region runs from base 76 to 2382 and encodes 768 amino acids. The record is from RefSeq and is a predicted model, not a curated record. NCBI's taxonomy places the organism in Eukaryota, Metazoa, Chordata, Actinopteri, Perciformes, Sebastidae. The transcript is spliced from 10 exons. Gene Ontology annotation, molecular function: 3'-5'-RNA exonuclease activity.